Messenger RNA from Cygnus atratus (black swan), 2130 nucleotides. RefSeq names its product outer dense fiber of sperm tails 2 like (gene ODF2L). Bases 1 to 2130 code for a protein of 709 amino acids. The record is from RefSeq and is a predicted model, not a curated record. Gene Ontology annotation, cellular component: centrosome; ciliary basal body. NCBI's taxonomy places the organism in Eukaryota, Metazoa, Chordata, Aves, Anseriformes, Anatidae. Gene Ontology annotation, biological process: negative regulation of cilium assembly. The transcript is spliced from 17 exons.
AUGUGUGUGGUACCAAUUACAUCUGGAGAAACAGGAAAACUCUGUUCACUGGUUCAGCUGUAUAAAGACAAUUAUUAUAGAACUACAAAUGCCAUCCAAAGCAGAAAAUACUUUACUGAUCUAAGCAAAGAGUCUGACCGUCUUGAACACCAAGAGAAAAUUUGGAAGCAGAGUUGGGCUCCAUGUCCUCAUAAAUAUCAGAUCAAGAUUACAGAACUGUCACCACUGCUUAAAAAAAGGUCACCAAAAAAUCACCUACAACAGAGCUUGAAUGAAAGUGCGUCAAGAAGGUGUGCUUCAAGCAAAGAUAAAUGGCAGAAGGAAAACGCCCCUCGUGAAAAUGGUGCUUUACAGGAGGUUUUUGAAGCAGACAUGAAAAUUAAUUCAGCAGAGGACUUUAUGCCAACUUUUAAAGAUGUUAUUGGCAGAAUAACAAAUGCUUGUAAACUUUCUGUAUCAGAGAUGACAAUUACUGGUACACAAGAGGAUUUGCUGGUAGAGGAAUUAGAAACACUCAAAACCACAAAAAGAUUGUUGUGGCCUUCACUUCAAACAAGAGAACAUGAACAUUUAAGCAGCAAAAAUACCGACACUUUGAUACAGAAGUUAAGUGAAAAUGAAACCCGAAAUGCUAAUCUCAGGAGAAGGAUACUCAAAAGGGAGAAACAUGUCAAAGAACUUUCAUCCAUGCUUCAGUUUAAAAAAAUCAAUGUACUGAAAGAAGACCACAUAUCAAGAUCGGCAAGCACAGUAGAAGCUCACCUGCAGUGUCAGAUUCAAAGAAAAGGAGUGGAAAAUGAGGAAUUAAAACUGAAAAUACAGACUCUAGAAAAGAAAAUAGCAGAGUACAAACUUCGAGUUGGUGAAUACAAGCAUCAGAUAUUAGCCUUAAGGAAAACAAGUGAGCAAGAGAAGACUGGUCUGAGAAAAGCAAUCACAUCCCAGAAACGAAAAGCUGCACAUUUUGAAGAAGCUGUGAAAAACUUAACCUCCAGAAUAAGAGAACAUGAAGUCAAAUUGUCUGAAAUACUCUCAGCUUCUGAUGUCUGGAAAAAACAGCAUGAUAGAAUGGUAGAAGAAAAGGCAAUGUUAGAAAUUCAAACAGAAGACCUUAAGAAGCAGAUAACAAGCCUUUCUGAAGACCUGAAAAGAAAAGAGGAAUACAGAAGAAAAUCUAAUGAGGAAAUUCUUGGAAAGCUAAAUUCUGUUAACUCUGAAAAUGAAAAGAUUUAUCUUGAAAAUGAAAAAUUAAAGGUUUCCCUUGCUACAUUGGAAAACAGUACUGGCUCUUUUGAAAAUGAGAUGCUAGGUCUGCAAGAAAAGGCAAAGUUACAGGAAAACCUUGUUGAACAGUGUAAAAUUCAGGUACAAAAAUUACAAACAGAAGUAGGAUUGAAAUCCAGAUAUGAAACAGUCUUAAAUGAAAACAAAAGAAUAACAGAAAACAAAUGUUUAGAAGUAGAUGAGGUGAAGGACAAAAUAGAGGCUGAGUCAAAGGAGUUAGAACAUGUUUGUGACAUACUGAAUGCAGCUGAGGAAAAGCUGCAAGGAUUUCAAGAAAAGCUUAUAUACUGGGAAAGGAUCAAUGCACAGAAACACAAAAACCCUAGGGAGCUACAUGUUCAGGAGGAAGACAACAUAAAUUCCAUGGACAGUCAUUCCUUGGAAGUAGAAAACUUUAACAUUCAGAAGAAAUAUGAAGACCUUAAGAGGAAAUUAGAAAAGAUAGAAUUUCAAAAUGAAGAACUUGCUUAUCAGCUCAAAAAAGAAGAUGAGAGUCUUCAGUGCAGUAAAUUGCAGCUUGAAAAGAAAAUUGCAGAGUAUAAUGGUUUAACCAGACAACUGGAAUCUGCUUUGGAGGAAGGGAAAAAAAUGGUAGCUGAAGAAUUUGAAAGACUGUCAUACACAGAACAAGCCCUUCAGACAAAAAUACUACUCCUUGAAUCUGAACUGAGAGAGUGGCAAGAAGAGAAAAACCAACUUCUCUGCAGAUUUCACCAUAAUGAAAAGCACCAUGAGAUAUGCUUGAAAGAGCUGGAGAACAGCCUACGAAAGUCAGAAAACAAGAACCAGAGCAUCCAGAAUUAUGUGCAGUUUUUGAAAACCUCAUACAUAACAAUGUUUGGCUGA